UGCAUACGGACGGGAAAGGAGAAUACAGUUGGUAGCGUCGGAAGGAGGAAUGUGAGAUGGGAAACAGCGGAGAAGUGGUCGGCAAAGAAGAGGUUAUCACAAAACUGAAGGACGAUGGCGACUUUGACAGGCUUCGUUUGAAGAUCGUUCGUAAGCUUAAGGAUAACGAAGAGUUACGACAACAUAUUGCUUCAAUUGUGAAACAAUCAGUAGCACUCAAUCGUGCUGGAGCAGAAAAUAUGAAACCUAGACAACUUUCUGAUGUUAUAUAUGAAGAAGUUGGUGAUAAAGUAAUGGGUCAGAUAUCUGAUAGUUUAUGGCAAAUAAUUCGAUCGGGUGAUGGCAUGAAAAAGGAAAUCAUGGAGACGGUGCAAUCUGUCUAUGAUAAACUGGCAAACCCGAAAGGGAAAGAUGAGGUUAUGUUGUCCACAUCUGAUGUGAUGCCAAUUCAGAGACAAGGGGAAACAGCUUCAGCUACUGAGAUUGAUGGUACAUUGCAUGAAAAUGAGCCUGAUGAGCCGCCAGGGUUCACUCUCGGGCAUAAUCAUCUGAAUAAUAACGAGGACCAGGACAAAGGGAAGGUGCAGGUUCAGGUGAAAGGAUUAACUGCAGAAAGGAAGGAAGAUUCCCAUCCACCACAGGAUACUCUCGGUGAAGAUGAUAUUGAUGGCAAUGCCCCCCCUGGAUUUCCAAUGGACGUGGAGCAGAAACCGCCUGCUGAAUGCAGUGAUGAAGACCCUGAUGUACCUCCUGGUUUUGGUUGAUGUAUUGGAAGGUGUUUAUUUUUUCUUAUAUUCCACAGCCAUUGCUGUUGUUCCAUGUUACAGUCGUUAAAUUUCUGUUUCUGAUUAUGAUUAACCAGCUAAAAACAAGAGUCAAUCUGGAGGUCUCUUGACAUCCCAAUCAAAUAUUGGAUGCACUAUUUUAUUUGAUAGUCUUAAGGUCAAACUAUUACCUGUAAUCUUUAGUAGGAACUGCUACCAGGUUUUUCUGACAUGGAUGAUGGAUCUUCACGAUGAAUUUUAUUAAAGUCUAUUGACUAAAA
Messenger RNA from Vigna radiata var. radiata (mung bean), 1045 nucleotides. RefSeq lists its product as uncharacterized. Lineage: Eukaryota; Viridiplantae; Streptophyta; Magnoliopsida; Fabales; Fabaceae. The transcript has 3 exons. The coding region runs from base 57 to 764 and encodes 235 amino acids. The record is from RefSeq and is a predicted model, not a curated record.